Tetrahymena thermophila SB210 is the source of this 1458-nucleotide messenger RNA. RefSeq lists its product as hypothetical. Gene Ontology annotation, molecular function: phosphatidylinositol-4,5-bisphosphate phospholipase C activity. The record is from RefSeq and is a predicted model, not a curated record. Lineage: Eukaryota; Ciliophora; Oligohymenophorea; Hymenostomatida; Tetrahymenidae. Gene Ontology annotation, biological process: intracellular signal transduction; lipid metabolic process. The transcript has a single exon.
AUGUAAACCCUAAGAACUAAAUAAAUAAAAAAUCAAGGAAAUUGGAACAACUUUUUCCCUAGCGUUAACAAUGAAUAAUUUGAAAGCAACUAGUGCAAUGAGAGAUUAAAUAAUGUUUCCUACAAAACUCAAAAUCAAAUUUAAAAUGAUUAAAAAAAAGAAGAUUGGAAUGGUGAGUACUUCUAUGUUGAAAUCAAUUAAAUAUCCAUUCCAAUUCCUACAUUUGUUAACCUCGCAACAAAAAAUAAACUCAUACAAACCAUUUAAGAAGUUUAAUAACAAGUAGAUAAUCAUUUAAAUAUACCUUCUUUGAAAUAAUAAAUCUUAGAUAAGAUGUACAAAGAUUUUGUGAAUAAGAAUUGUGAACUAUUAAAAGAAAUCAACAACACUCCAUUAAAUAACAAAACUCCUGGUAGUAAGAAAUAGAAGAAAAAUAUUAAAAAUCAAGUAGUUGAUUCAAAUCCUUCUUUAACAAUCCACAUUGAAAAUCAAAAAAAAUUAUUUUAAUAAAAUCCUCAUCCAAACACAUAAAAUGAUGAUGUUAAAUCUGAUAUAACAGCUAGAGAAAGCUUUACUUAGAGAUAUGAAGUCAUUAAUAAAAACUUUUCAGCUAAUUAAGCUGAUGAAUUUAGAUAAUUUGUUAAUAAUGUAUUUAUUACAAAUAUUAAGUAGAGUAAUUAGCUAUAAAAUUACAUACAAUAAUAUUUGAAAAACAAGGAAACUAAAAAUAAGACAAAUAAUAAUAAAUACCUCUACUUGUUUUGUAAAGAGGAUUACAUCUAUGAUGCAAAAUUUAUAGAAGAAACAUUAAAUAGCAUUUAUAGAUUUGGAGUGGAUAGAUGCAAAAUCUAGAAAAAUUAAAACUAAAUAAUAAUGUCUGAAACUAUAAGAAUUAAUUUCUAAGAAAGAAAAACUUUGAAAACUAUCAUAUACUCAAUUUUGCAUCAUAAUCUUUGCAAACAAGAUUAAAAGUCAGCUAAAUAAUAUAUCUACAAAACUUUAGCUCAUAUCAAUCCAAAAAUCAAAGGUUUUGAAUAAGAAAAUUAUAUUCUAAGAUAAAUAUUCCUACUUUUCUUGUAAAUAAUAAUAAUCAAUUCCGACCAUAGUAACUAAACUACUGAAUUUUUAGAUAAUAUCUUUUAAUUUGAGUUCCUGUCUUCUUUACUAUGUGAUUAUCUUUUAUUUUCUGCCAAAAAGAUUCUGAAAAUAAAAAAUCAUACCAAUUAAAACCAUGAUCUUAAUACUUUAAUAGAUUAACUUUCAAAAGCAAAUGAUUUUAAUUUGUAUUUGUUCAGCUUGAAAUAGGCUGAUUGUAAAAAAUACUCUUAUGCUAAUCACAAAUCUCGCGAAAUAUUUAUUUAUUUUGAGCAAUCUUUACAAUAAAAUGAUAAUUAGUCAGUAUAUUACGUAAUUAAUCCUAACGAUUAAUUAGUUUGUUUCGCAAAUAGUGCUUUUUGA